Messenger RNA from Arachis stenosperma, 1275 nucleotides. Its product is annotated as CBS domain-containing protein CBSX6-like. NCBI's taxonomy places the organism in Eukaryota, Viridiplantae, Streptophyta, Magnoliopsida, Fabales, Fabaceae. The transcript has a single exon. Bases 1 to 1275 code for a protein of 424 amino acids. The record is from RefSeq and is a predicted model, not a curated record.
AUGGCAUUGGCCUUUGUGUAUCACACAGUGGGAGAUCUCACUGUUGGAAAGCCUGACUUGGUUGAAUUUCAUGACACUGAGACACUUAAGUCAGCAAUUCAAGCAAUAGCAGAUUCACCUGGAGGCAGCAUACCAAUCUGGAAGAAGAGAUCAUUGUCGCUGUCAUCAUCAUCCUCAGAUGUUAAUGCCCAUGAAGACAAUGAACUGAGGCAACAAAGAUUUGUUGGCAUGCUCAGUUCUCUUGACAUUGCUGCUUUCUUGGCCAACACGGCAACUAAUAGUCAGGAUCAAUCUUUGGACAUGGACAGGAAGCUCAACUCCCCAGUUUCCGAGGCAGUUGUCCCAAACAACUCCCUACUAAAGAUUGUUGAUCCUUCAACAAGGCUCAUCGAUGCACUCGAAUUGAUGAAGCAAGGAGUAAAACGCCUGCUUGUUCACAAGUGCCUUGUAUGGAAAGGUUCGUGCAAGCAUUUCUCGGUUGUUUACUAUUCUAGAUGGCUCAAGAACAUUGAAUCUAGCAACAGCAAACAAACAAGCAUGAGUUUUCAAGCAUCCUCGACAUCAUCACCUUCAAGAGUUACCUCGAUUCCUAACAAGUUUUGUUGCCUCUCCAGAGAAGACGUGCUCCGAUUCAUCAUUGGUUGUCUUGGAGCUUUGGCACCUCUUCCUUUAACCUCCAUGGCUCACCUUGGUGCAAUCAAUUCCCAUUACAACACCGUUGAAUCCUUCAAACCGGCCAUUGAAGCAGCAAAAGCAACUCCAACGGACUCCAUUGCAGUUGCAGUGGUGGAACAAACACCGGAAGGCAAGAACAAGAUUAUAGGGGAAAUCUCUGCGCAUAAGUUGUGGAAAUGUGAUUACAUAGCUGCAUCUUGGGCUUUGGCGAAUCUGUCCGCAGGACAAUUCGUAAUGGGAGUUGAAGAUAACGAUAACGAUAGUGAUAUUGAAACUGAGUUGAGUGUGGAUACAAAAAGACCUAAAAGGUUCAGUAGCAGGAGCAUUAGAUUCUUGAGUAACCCUUCAGGCCCCGGCAUUUUCGGCCAAAGCAGGAGCAUGUACAGAGGAAGAAGUGCUCCUUUGACAUGUAAAGUGAAAAGCACAUUGGCUGCUGUCAUGGCUCAGAUGCUUUCACACAGAGCAACUCAUGUUUGGGUGACUGAGGAUGAGAGGGAUGAUGUUCUAGUUGGCAUUGUAGGAUACGCCGACAUUUUAGAUGCUGUGACAAAGCCUCCUACUGCAUUUAUCCGUGCAACUAAAUCCACUGAGAUAAUGUGA